This is a messenger RNA of Bactrocera dorsalis (oriental fruit fly), 852 nucleotides long. RefSeq lists its product as uncharacterized. The transcript has 2 exons. The record is from RefSeq and is a predicted model, not a curated record. The coding region runs from base 208 to 504 and encodes 98 amino acids. NCBI's taxonomy places the organism in Eukaryota, Metazoa, Arthropoda, Insecta, Diptera, Tephritidae.
GGCUCGCUAAGUACCCACUCACCGCGCUCAUGCGCUCAGCCAAGUUAGUCAGUCUGUGAGCCAAGCGGCUGGCGUACCAUCAAGCCAGCGAUCAGUCAGCCAGUCAGUCUGUCCGCGGCAUUGCGCUUUCCUAGUCAAGCGUCAUUUCAGCAGUGCGCGCUAAGCAUCGAGCGUUUUGAAGAAUUGGAAUUGUUCGAGCACGUAAACAUGAAGCACUUUUCCACAUUUGUCGCGCUUUUCCUCAGCUGCGUGGUUUUCCAUUACCAUUGCCUGGCUCAGCCGGUGGAGCGUGUUGCGGCGGCGGGUAUUGUGAUCGACGCGGCGCCUUCUGUGGUCUCCUAUCAGGGUUCAUCGCAAACGCAUGCGCAUCUCGUAUUGGCGCCCAUGGGCCGUUCGUUGGGCUAUGUGGAACCGUUGGAUGUGAAUCGCACGUUGGCGCGAAACGAACGUUUGGACGAGCGGCACGAGGUGCUGGAUAUUAGUCCCGUCUAUGUGCCUGAGUGAAGGGCGCAUGCGCAGUAUGUGGGUUGGAAUAUAUGACUAAUGCAAACUGGUGUAUAUAAACUAUCUAUAUCUAAAGGUUUUUAAGUGUUCGCUUGUGCAAUAUGCAUGAGCUGAGUUGUUCGCGAGAAUUCGGCGUUUAACAAUAGCUUGCUGUAUUUCCUAUUCUUGGUAGUUAGUUGUAAAUAUAUAUAUAUGUAUAUGAAUUGUAUUGUUGAUAUUAUUAACUAAGUGUACUGAGUAUUAGUGAAUGUGGAUUGCUUUAGUAGUUUACGAAACGAUUAUUAUUGAAUUAUUCAAGCGGUAAAAAUGUGUGAAUACCUGGAAUAAAGAUUAUUUAUGCCUAAACAA